Molecule: messenger RNA, 1651 nt
Organism: Megalopta genalis
Lineage: Eukaryota; Metazoa; Arthropoda; Insecta; Hymenoptera; Halictidae
Source: RefSeq, a predicted model, not a curated record
UGAUAAUUAAUUCUUUUUUCUAAUAUUCUGCUAUUGAUGGUUGACUUCGAUAAUUUUGAGGUGUACUUUGAACACUUGCGCACAUCGACAUCAUAUUUUUGGACAGAAUAUCUAACAAUUUAAUUUUUUUGUAACGCUGACGCGCGUAACGUUGUUUUCUAGCCCGUCCGUUUGACGUCAACGUCACGAUGGUGUUUCAAUGCCUGUCGCAGAGUUAUUGUUUUAAAAAUCCUCGGCACAAUUUAUUUAUUUAUUAUCAUUGAUAUUAUUCUGACCACGGGAAAGACCUUAUCGUUUCCUAAUAAUGGCAACAUUCGAGGGUGCAGCAUUCCAGAAACUAAGUGUUACGUGUUUUCAAUAAUAUAUACCUGCUUGUCAAAGUCUCCUAUGCAUUGUUGUUGUUUCAGAAAUGGGUGUUGUGACUGAAAUUGCAACGGCAGUUGACGAAAUGGAAUGGACAUUGCCAACAGACGUGCAAGCCGAAGCGAUACCUUUGAUUCUGGGUGGUGGCGACGUGUUAAUGGCUGCAGAAACUGGUAGUGGAAAGACUGGUGCCUUUUGUUUACCUGUUUUACAAAUAGUAUGGGAAACUCUGAAAGACUUUGAAUCUGGGAAAGCAACUGCUUCGUCGACAUCACACUCGCAACCUUCAAAACAUUGGUCUCUAAGUUUAUUCGAUAGAGGCACAGCAUUGGCUGUAACUCCAGAUGGUCUAAGAUGUCAAAGCCGAGAACAAAAGGAAUGGCAUGGUUGUCGGGCCAAUAAAGGAGUUCAGGGGAAUAAGAAGUUCUUUUUUGAAGCUACGGUAACCGACGAAGGUUUGUGCCGUGUUGGCUGGUCUAUGUCUCAGGCUACCUUGGAUUUAGGUACAGACAAGAAUGGCUUUGGUUUCGGUGGGACUGGUAAGAAAUCCAAUGCAAAACAGUUUAAUGAUUAUAGCGAGGCUUUUGGCAUGCAUGACGUGAUUGGAUGGUACCUAGAUUUAUUAAUGGAAUAUUUCAUUGUUAUAAAAGAAUUAUGACUGGGAAAACGGGCAGAUAGAGGGGCAAUUAGAGACAGCAAACAGAUGGAGGGCAAGGUGAGCAAGGAUAGCAUUUGAUGGUUCCUGUGUAGUAAAGCCCGCCGGUGGUGACACGUGUUCUUAUGACGGGUCCAUGAUCAGGAGGUGCGGGCACUGGUUUAGGUAUAGACGCACAGGUGACGCAUGGAUAACAACAGCAAGGUGGACAAAUAAAAGGUCGUGGUGGGCAGGGUAGGGGAGGAGAGCAAGGUACAGGACAGCAAAGUGCAGGGCAACCAGAUGGGGGACAGCAGACCGUAGGCGGUGAACAACGUGUUGUAGGGCAUGGUGGACAACAUAUUAUGGACUCACACGAUGGGGGACACGGUGGACAUUGCGGUUCCAGCGGGGGACAACAACCACAACUGAAACAAAUGCUCUAUCAAUUAAGGGUAUUCAAUAGAAAAGGGUGGAUAUCAAAUAUUAUUAAUAGAAACUCCGGAUUUUUGUGAUUUAGAAACUAACUAAUUUUGAUCAUAAAUGCACAAAAAUCCAUAGUCUAAUCAUUACCCCUAAGCAGCAUUGUAAGAUAAUUAGAUAAUAAUAUUUAGUAUCUUAUAUCCACAUAAUAAAAACAGCACCUCUCGAUCA